Molecule: messenger RNA, 3090 nt
Organism: Striga hermonthica
Lineage: Eukaryota; Viridiplantae; Streptophyta; Magnoliopsida; Lamiales; Orobanchaceae
Source: the annotation of a GenBank genome assembly
AUGAAGAGGCUGAAGUCGAGCGAGGAUCUCCACUCGUACCAGGAGAAGAAAGAUGCUGUUAAAGAUUGGGGAAGAAAGGAGGAGCCUGGCUUGCAGCGUGCGUCCUCCUCUCUGCAGAGGAGCUCCUCCUACUACAGAUCCUCUGAAAGCGGUAGGAAGGUUUUGUCUUCAUCAUCAUUGAGGUACGACCGACCAGAAGAAGUUAAGGAAAGCUUGAAAAUGGCCAGAAAGCGGCCGGACUACGAUUUAGAGAGUUAUGAGCGUAGGAAGCAUUACGAUCGGUUUAGAGACGGAAGUGGCAGAGGGGUUUUGAGCCCUUCGCCCAAGGCCACAUAUUGUAUGGACCAGACGUAUAGGUCUGAGAGCUUUUCCGGACCAAGGAGAGACUUCCCAAAGGGGUUCAGGUCAGAGAGGGACAGGCCCAAGGGGGACAGUAUUGCCACGUCAUGGAGGAGAUUUGGAGGUGGCAAAGAGAGUGAUGAUGGGUCGAGGAGUGGGACUGAGUCGAGCAGAGGGAGUAGAAUGGAGUCUAAGGAAGUUGGAAAGUCGAGGUCUCCCCAGGGAGUUACAGAUGUGAAAUCCCCAGCUUGGUCUAAGGAUUCUGGAAGUGAGCUGUCAAAGAGUGUCGAGGGAAGGAAGUGUGAUAAUAUGCCGGUGGAGAGUGGUGGGCCCGGCAGUGAUCGGGAGGAAGGGGAGCUGGAGCCUGAUCCUCAGCCGCAUGCAGCAUUGGCUGAGCCGGCUGCUGAGGAUAGAGCUGCUGUCUGUGAGAGCUUGCCUCAAAAGAAGGCGGAUGAUGAAUUGCCUCUUGAAGAUAGUGUGCUGCAGGAAAGGGAGAGAUUCUUGUCUGUCGAUAAGGGGGAUGCAAGAGAUGGGGGAAGCUGGGACGGACAAGCAGAGUGUGAAAUAACUAAAGAUGUUGAGGAUGAUGUGGGGAAAAAUAAUGAUUUUGUUGGUUGUCAGGCCACGUCAUUUGAAAAGGGCGGUGAAUGUGGAGAUGAGAAUGAUAUGAAUGAUGACACUGGAGGUGAAAACAAUGUAGUUGAGGCUAGAAUGGGAGGCUCUUUAGAGGAGGAUGCAGACAGCACAUGCGGUGACAAGUUACUUUUACAAGAGCAAGAAGAAGAGAGAGGUGUUGAUGUUGAAAUGGAAGUGCGUGAGACUGUCGUUGCUGAAAAUGUGGAAAUAACAGCUGGAAGUGAACAUCCAUUUAAUGAGAAAAUGUCCCCUAUAUUGAAGGAUAAGGGCAAAGGUGUCGCUUUAUUGCCCUCCGACUGUCUUCCUCUGGCAGAAACUAAAUCCGAAGCUGAAAAUAAAGUGUGGGGCCUUGAAAAAAAUGGGGAUGUUGAGAUCGAAGGGCCGAGUGCCAGGGGAUUUCAGUUUUUCUCUGCUGAUCCAGUUAAGAAGCCAGAGGAAGUUCAGCACACAACAAGUAACAAGCCUAAAGAUGAUAAGUUGGCGCUCGAACUUUCCCUUAGCUUGCCAAAUGUUUUAUUACCUAUUGGUGCUCAGAGUAGAGGACAGGCCCCAGGUUCUCCAAGCCAUGGGAGAAGUAUGAACUCAUUUGCUAGCUCGUUUCGGACAAAUUCUGAUGGAUUUACAGCUUCCAUGUCGUUUUCUGGUUCUCAGCAUUUCACUCAUAAUCCCAGCUGUUCCCUGACUCAUAAUGCACCUGAUUUUGAACAGUCCGUCAAAAGUAAACCAUUGUUUCAAGGGGUGGAUUGGAAAGCUUUGGCAGAAGAGAAUAAGAAUGAAGAAGCUACAGCUCAUCAGGAAAUGGCGUCAAGAGAAAAUGUCUUUGUUCACCGGUCCCAAUCAACUGAAGGCAAGUCGGGUGGACAAGCUUUGGCGCAGACUACGAGAGUCACUGGGAGCAGUUCCAAACUGCCGGUUGCUCUGGAAAGGCAAUUAAGUUUCAAUAAACAUUUAUCUGGAGCACAGAGUUUUGGAUCUUAUGAGAAUGGACUCAAUCAUUGCACAGAGAGGAGGCAAUUAAUGACUGAGAAAGAUACUGAUAGCUUACAAAGGCAGAAAGGAUCAAAUGAAAAAGACCACUCAAUAAUGAUUGGAUCCGACUUUGCCGAAUCAAUAGUUUUUAUGACAGUUUCUGAACCUUUACCCAUAAUGUGUCGGAGGUUUAGUGAUAUGAGUGGGAAACAAAUUGCAAGUAUCAAAGAAUUUGUUCUCGACAUAAUUUGCAAUCCUGCGAAGCAAUGGCAGCUGAAUGCUCUUCAGAAGGCUCUACAGAAGAGGUCAGACGUAACCUUGGAUAUGCUAGUGAAUGCGCAUAGCACUCAACUGGAGAUCUUGGUGGCGCUUAAAACAGGUCUCCGGGAAUUUCUAUUGCAGAAAAAUGACAUCCCGACUUCCGAUCUGGCGGAGAUAUUUCUGAAUAUGAGAUGCCGAAACCUCAACUGCAAGAGUGUUCUGCCUGUGGAUGAAUGCGACUGCAAGAUUUGCUCUCGGAUGAGUGAUUUUUGCCGCGAAUGCAUGUGUCUCGUGUGUUCAAAGUUCGACAUGGCUUCGAACACGUGUAGUUGGGUUGGAUGUGAUGUUUGCUUGCAUUGGUGCCAUGCUGAUUGUGGGUUGCAAGAAUCGCAUAUCAGAAAUGGGAAGAGUGCAGUGGGUUCCCAGAGCUCGAUGGAAAUGCAGUUCUAUUGUGUUGCCUGUGGUCAUCCGUCUGAGAUGUUUGGUUUUGUGAAGGAAGUUUUCCAGAACUUUGUCAAGGAUUGGACAACUGAAAACCUCUCCAGGGAACUUGAAUAUGUGAGAAGGAUAUUUUGUGCGAGCGAGGACAUGAGAGGGAAACAGCUCCAUGAUACUGCAACCAAGAUGCUGUCCAAAUUGGCUAAUAGAUCAGAUCUUCAGGACAUACAGAAUUGUAUCAUGAAUUUUUUCAAUGAAAGCAAUCAUGACAGCAUCCCAUCAAUCGAACCCCGAAAGGAGGUACCAUCCAGAAACCAUGAAGCUAGUGACGGCAUUGGCAUUGGGGCCGGGUGGUUGAAGCCCGUCUAUCCAGAUAAGUCUCCGCACUUUGGACUCGAUGUCUACAAGAACGAUAAAUAUGCAACGAGGAGGAACCUCACUAUGUGA